CUCCACCCCUACACACCUGGAUGAAGUGGUGUGUGGCUGUAAUGGCUGCAGGUGCUUUCCCGAGGUGAACCUUAGUGCACUUCGACAGCUUUUACAGAAGCGAAAGGAAAGGGUUUGCGCAUUUGCUUUGAGGUUUCUGUAACCUGCAGUGCAUGAUCAUAGGCCUUUGGCUGGAAGGAUGGCAGAUAACGUAAACACUGAAGCAGAUGGACUUAGUGACAUUUCAGCAUGUGGUGAGGACUUAUUCUCAACUGAAAUGAGAGAAAAUAACAGCACACAGAUAAAUAGUACAAAAAAGAAGAAUGGCAUUAUGAAAACUGUCAGAAAAAGCAUUCGACGAGUUGGAGAGAUAAGUCCUUUGCCCUUCAAAAACAAAGAAAGGCCAAAUACUGGAAAUGACCAUGGUACUUCCUCUGACUAUAUGGUACAAUCUCCAACUUCACCAAAAGAACAGCUUACAAAGCAGGAAUCUGUUCGAAGGAGAAUGUUUUUUGGAAGUAAGAAAGAAAAUACGCCCAAACAAGAGCAGCUAAGCAGCAAAGAGGUUUUGCUAUCAUCAGAGGAGAAAACUUCAGAGGUGACAGGAGGAACAGCAAAGGUCUGGAAGUUAUACAUUCUACCUGAGAUCCCCCCAGUACCUUUAUCAGUAAUGGAGAUUAACAAUUUCAUUAAAAAUAAUGUAUUGGAAGAGGCCUAUCUCAAUAUACUCUCCUUGCGAAAAGAGAUUCAAUGUGAGCAAGAAGCACUGGGUGAAAAAGCUUUGCCAAUGGAAAUGUUAAGUAAACAGAAAGACUUGAGUAUGCUCGACAACAACCUGCAAAAUCAACUUACUGAAAUUGUCCAGCAAUCCUCUACCCAGCCUACUUGCAGGAAAGAACUACUGGUACAGGUGGCUGGCAUCAUCCAAGAAGAGGAAAAGAGGGAAGGAGAUGUGGGGCAGACAGGGGGAUGGAGAGAUGUCUGGGGGGCUGCAGUAGAAAGUGGAGUGAAAGAGACAAUUAAGAAGAUUCACCUGGACAGCCAUGAGGAAAAUACUUCCUGGUUGGCCAUACAUUUAGGACAAGUGGGAAAAGUGAUUGUUGAGCAGUUGGUGAAAGUAAAAGCAGAGCUUACGUCCUGUUACCCGCCAAGCUUUAAUGUGUUCGAAACAUAUGUUUUGGCCUUUCAUAAGGUCAUGAGAGAACACUUGAAAGGGCUUCUGGAAAAAGUGACAGAAGUGAAGGAUUACUACGCCCUUCUGGAUUUUAUUUUGAACCGUUACCACAGUGAGAAGAUUAUGGGAAGCGAUUCUUUACAGCUGGAAUUGAAGGAGGAGCUGAAGACACUUAAACUAGAUGAUGAUUUUUUAGAUCAGAUCAAGAAUGCAUACUGCGAUCGCUUACAGGUAGAUGUGAGAUCAUCUCUGGACAACAUAAUUAAGCUGGAACAUGAUGAGAUGUGGAAAGACAAAAAUAAACCACAGAUUAAUGAGGAACUUUACCUCUCUCACAUUCACAUGGACAUCUUGAUGAAUAUUAACGGACCAAUCCAGGCAUCCAGUUUGCUUGAUGUGAAACUGGAGCACAGAGUUAUAUGCUGCUGCCUUCAAGAGCUAAAGGAAUUUCCCAAACGAUUUGAGUCAGCCUUUGUACAAUGGAACAAAACUCUUCUGGAUCCUUCCCUAUGGGCUGAAUAUCACAUUACCUACAUCAACAGCUUCAGAGAUUUGAACGAGCAAAUUGAGAACUACAGAAAGCAAUGUCCAAGUCAGGUGGAACAGCUGCGUGAGGAGAUAAAUGGACUGGUUAACAUACUGAGCCAGGCCCUUCUAGAGCAUUUCAAAACUGAUACUAAGCCUCUGCUAAAGAUGAUGAUGACAAAGAAGUGGCUGUCCUCUGAUGAAGACUUUCAACAAUUGCAUGAAAAAAUUGAAACUCUGUCCCAACAGUGCAAACACAUGAGUCCCCAACAUGUACAGGACUUCGUGAGUGAUGUGCAUUACUUUGUGGUAAGAGAGUAUAUAUCUCAGUUAAUGAAGAAUAGAUACUCAUGCACAAACAGGAAGAAUGAAGAAGCUUCUGACAAAAUAGAAGUGCAAUGGAGCGAACUCUGUGAGCUAUUUCAGGAAAUGAAUUCUGUUGAGCACUGGCUCUAUCCAGUAGGGAACCACCUGCAAAAGAUCAUUGGAGAGACAAAAAAGAGUGAAAUCAAGAAUUGCCUACAGCCAUUGGUUGAUGACUAUCCAGAUUUCAGCAAAAAACAUCUCUCAGCAGUGCUGUAUUUUCGUGGAGUAAGGCGGGGCAGACAGAGACAGAUCCUACAGAAGCUUUCUGACCUGAAGCAAAAUGUCAAUGCUGGAAGCAAGCAACAUGAGCUUUUCAGUAGGAUGGAGACAGCAGCAAGUGGAAACCUAUUCAAUGUGCAUUGCUCUUGUUUUUCUGUUUUUAACCCAGGCAACUAGGCCUUAAGAUGCUUGGUGUUGCCAGUUGAAAAAUUCUUGUUUGAGCCAUAUUUUUUAGAAGCUAAUAUAAAAGUAACAUCAGGGCUUCUGAAACCCAUGUGUAAUAUUUUUAGAAAAAACGCAUUGUGAAUAAUAAGUUUAGGAUGAUAACAAUGAAUUCUAUGCCUGGGUUCCACUCAGGGUCUAAGCUGUGACGCUACAAACACAUGGUCUGUGUGCUUUUUAACUGAUUAGGUAAUAAUGCUUAAUAACAUUAUUCAAAAAGGAACUCGACAAUAAGAUGCCUUUCUAAUUUAUUUUCCAAUCAUGAUAUAGAUCCUGUAAUGAUACAUUAUCUGCUAGAAAAGAAUAUGAUGUUGUCUUCUAUUUUUGUCUUCUUUGAAAUCCCCCAGCAAUCUCAAUAACAGAGAAUGAUAAAACAGCAAUUUCAGAUCAUUUUGGAACACAAUGUAAACACAGAAAGGAAAUGAGCAGGACUAACAGGAUGAAGUAGAAGAGAGGUCAAUUUGGACAGGACCUGGGCAUAAAAAUAAAUUGGCAGCUGCACAGACUUUACUGGCAGUACACUGUAAAACCUUGCUGUAAAUUUUAGUAAUUUACUGGCAAUUUGGGUAAAAUUUACAGAAAACAACUAUAAAACAUCCAUCCAUUAUCUGUAACCGGUUAUCCUGUGCAGGGUCGCGGGCAAGCUGGAGCCUAUCCCAGCUGACUAUGGGCGAG
Messenger RNA from Neoarius graeffei (lesser salmon catfish), 3160 nucleotides. It is a transcript of the gene exoc3l4, whose product is annotated as exocyst complex component 3-like 4. The record is from RefSeq and is a predicted model, not a curated record. Gene Ontology annotation, biological process: exocyst localization; exocytosis. Gene Ontology annotation, molecular function: SNARE binding. The transcript is spliced from 13 exons. The coding region runs from base 179 to 2440 and encodes 753 amino acids. Lineage: Eukaryota; Metazoa; Chordata; Actinopteri; Siluriformes; Ariidae. Gene Ontology annotation, cellular component: exocyst.